AUGUCUGCCAUGACAGGUACAAGAUCACCUACAUCCCCAUGGCCUUCGGAGUCCCAAAACCACCUACAGCUUGAAAGCUCUUCGACCCCGGCAGCUCUUUUCUCGUUGCGCGAUCCUCAUUCGUCCCCUCUGGGGCAAGGUAUCAGCUCACAUAAUGCGGUUUCAGAACGCUCGGGCCCCAAUUAUUUCUCUAUCAGCGUGGAAAGUCCUGGGAAUGCUAGGAGAAGUCGGGAAUCAUUACCCUACGCCCAACCCCAAAUGUCUAGUCCGAAAGCACAGCUUCUGUCCAAGAAUAAAGCAUUUGAGGACUAUGCGAGCCUGCCGAAAAGUGGAGCAGGGAUCGAUGAUGAACGCAGAGAAUCAGCGGUCUUCAAGCUCUCCUGGAACCCUAGUCUACAGAGACGAUGCCCAAUUCCUUCUCGACAGGAUGUUCCUCCAUUGCAACAGGCAUCUACACACGGAUGCACCAUUUCAACUGAGCGCUGCGCAGAGCUGCUUGAAUCUUCUUUCCGUGAUAUCAUGCUAUUGGAUGUGCGGCCAUAUGCGCAUUUCGCGAAAGGGACAAUUAAAGGGUCGUUGAACCUUUGUAUUCCGACAACCCUCCUCAAGCGUCCCUCCUUCGACACACAAAAAUUAGCAAACACAUUUACGAACGAGCUAGACAAGAGGAGCUUCGCAAGAUGGAGGAACUGUCGCUAUAUAGUGGUGUUUGAUGCUGCUACGUCUGACAUGAAGGAUGCAGGCCCGCUGACCAAUGUCCUAAAAAAAUUCACCGUGGAAGGCUGGGGAGGUGAGGGGUUAAUACUACUUGGUGGCUUCAAGGUCUUUGCAUCUCAGUUUCCAACUCUCAUCCGAGGACAACAGGCUCCAGUAUCCGAUUCAUCUGCGGGGAAGCCUUCUCGAAUGCAUAUCGAUCUUCCGUCGGUUGCCCCAGUUGUGGGUGGGUGUGCUCUGCCGGAGUCAUCUCAUGCUGCAAUUCCUUUUUUUGGGAACAUACGACAGCAUAUGGACCUCAUCGGCGGCGUCGGCCAGAUCCCUCUUCAAAUCCCGCACAAUAUGUCAGAAUCAAGGAGACGGUUACUCCCUUCUUGGCUACGUGAUGUGUCGGAGUUCACAGAUAAAGGCCGCAAAGUUUCAGAAAGAUUUUUAGGUCUUGAGAAAAAGGAGCUAGAACGUAUGAAAAAGGCGUUGUCUUACGAAACGUCCGCCGAUACCGCUACAAUCGGUGGUUCCUCGGAAAACUUUCGUGUCGCGGGGAUCGAAAAAGGCACAAAGAAUAGAUAUAACGACAUAUACCCAUUCGAGCAUUCCAGAGUUAAGUUGCAGAAUGUGUCACCCGGAGGCUGCGACUACGUGAACGCGAACCAUAUGAAAGCAGCUUAUAGUGGUAAAUCUUACAUAGCUACUCAGGCACCCGUACCUGAUACAUUCAAUGACUUCUGGCGCGUGGUCUGGGAACAGGAUGUAAGACUGGUUGUUUCGUUGACUGCAGAGGUAGAACGAGGCCAGGUCAAGUGCCACCCUUACUGGGAGUCCGGGACAUAUGGACCUUGCCAGGUCAACAAUUUUUCCCAGAAAUUCAUCUACUUGAAUUCGCAGGAUCCGCAGCCAACCGAUAUGGAGCUUGACAAGCCUGAUGAUCCCGGCAACCCUUACAUCAUUGUCAGACAUUUUGGGUUCUCGAAACAACUCUUCCACUUGCUAACCAAGUAUGCAUUUCGACAACUGUAUGGCUCCCAACAUCAUGCAAAUCGUGUGACAUUCGAUCUUGGGAACGAAGUGCUUGAUGCUAGAGCAUCCACAUUUGCAGGGUUCAACCACCACCAAAUCCUCGCUCUUGUCGCUCGCGGCCGGGGCAAAGUCCAUCUCUUUCACAUUGGAAGUGGUCAGAUCCGGCCUAUAGGCCAGAUAACUAUUCCCUGUGACCAACCGGGAGUAGUGGAAGUUCUCAAGACAGCCUUCGAUGGAGAUGGUGGGCUCUAUGUCCUUCAGCGGUUCAACCCAGCAGCGGAUAAUAUGGAUACGAACGCAAACCAUCCAUUUAUCAGACAAGCAAUGCGGUCUUAUAUCAACGGGAUGAUUUACCUAUCCCGUCACUCUCUCGGAUCUUCAGACGAACCUGUCCGGAUAUGUGCCUUCCCUGACCAUGCAAACUAUGAGCCUCUAGCGCUUGCAGCUGCGCACAGGGGUAGCUUUGCUAUUUCCUGGCAACACAUUCAUGAUUAUAGCGAACACGAAGUGGUGCUUUACACUUCUUCUGUCGAGACGAACAGUAGUAUGAAGGCAGGGGUCAUCGGGGACAGAAAUUCCCAUCCCAGAUUGACUCGGGACCGAUCCCUCCAUGAGAAAGGACCUGUAGUGGGACUUGCAUUCAAUGACAGAUGCAGCCAACUGCUCUAUCGCCACCGCGCACAAACUUUGUACGGUUCGUUUCAGAGAAUCGAUACGUCUCCUUUCCCAACUCGGCCUACAUUGUACGAGAAUUCAUGCCCCGUGCAGUUUACAGAUUCGUUGACUCUGUUAUUUUGCAUUGGAAUACCGUUCUAUGGAACACAUGAAACCCGGGUCCAGGAUGGUUUCGCCAGAUGUCACUGGAAAUACCUUUCUUUCGGGAUGGCCACCCACCGCGAAGAAGACUGGACUGUCGCUUGCCUCAUGAGAUCCAGCGCCGUCUGUCGGGCCAGUAACUGUGAGCAUGUACUACAUCUUGAGCGCGGACGGCGGUUACCGGAUUGGACAAUCGUGGCCCGUCUUUGGGGCUUCCAAAGUUCAGACACCUCCCUCGGUUGUAUAGUUGCUGCCUCCAGAUUAGGGACACGGAUUGCUGCCGCAAACUGGAAAACUGUUUAUGUCUGGGCAUUGGAGCCGAACGCGCUGAUUGAACAAAAUGCAACCGGAUUUUACCCGCCUUCGUCCUGGCCAAAACGCUCUGGGGUGAUCGAGUUGCGACCAGUAAUCCUCUCCCUCGACGCUGUCUGCUUCCAGCUGUACUUUGGUCGAGACGAAAAUGAAUUGAUCGCCAUUACAGACAGAGGUCUGAUGUACUAUGAUCUCAGCCCAUCAGGGGGGGGUCACAGAAUGGCCCAUCAACUGAGCAUCGAAACUCCCUCUCAGUCUGGAUAA
Molecule: messenger RNA, 3123 nt
Organism: Aspergillus sclerotioniger CBS 115572
Lineage: Eukaryota; Fungi; Ascomycota; Eurotiomycetes; Eurotiales; Aspergillaceae
Gene: ptpA
Product: putative protein tyrosine phosphatase (Pyp1)
Exons: 4
Coding region: 1-3123 (1040 amino acids)
Biological process (GO): protein dephosphorylation
Molecular function (GO): protein tyrosine phosphatase activity
Source: RefSeq, a predicted model, not a curated record